This is a messenger RNA of Ceratina calcarata, 6724 nucleotides long. RefSeq lists its product as uncharacterized. The record is from RefSeq and is a predicted model, not a curated record. Lineage: Eukaryota; Metazoa; Arthropoda; Insecta; Hymenoptera; Apidae. The transcript is spliced from 6 exons. The coding region runs from base 1849 to 2817 and encodes 322 amino acids.
CCGGUCGGUUCCUUCAGUAUGCCGCGCAACGCGCAGGCUCGCGUACGCGUAUCGUUAUUGUUCCCCUCUGUUCUCGUCAUCUUCGCUCUUCCCUCCUGUCUCGUUAUCCCUCUCUCUCUCUCUCCCUCCCGCUGCCCCCAACGUACGCAGCGCGGCUAGAAUACGCAAGUACAAACAUAACUCGCGGUUCUCGUUGUUUUUCGCGUUUUGCGUGUUGCCCCAUCGUGAAGUUUUUUUUUUUUCCUUCGUGUCGGUCACGCGUGACACAGGGAAAACCGAGAUCCUGAUUGGUCGCACGUGUGUGCACGCCAAGUUCCGUCGACGCAUACACGCGAUUCUCGCAUCGUUCGGGCGGGCAUUGUUCGGAUUCGAAUUCGGGAUCGAGAACCUGUUAUCCACGCGUGUACGUAGUCGUGACACAGUGACACUGUGCGGAAAGUUGACGGAGAACGUGGCUCGUGGACGAAAGACGACGAGGAAAAGAGCGGGAAAUGCUGACGUGCAGCGCAAACCGUUUUGAAAAUCGUUUGACAUGCAAAGGAUACGCGGUCCUCAGCCGGUGGAGGAGACUCGAUGCAGUUAAACCGGAGCCUGCCGAGACGCAGUGAGCGGCAGAACGUGGUUACGAAACGGUUCGAAGGAGACGUGGCACGAAAUGAAGCGAGUGUAUCCCCGCCGCCGUACGAUCGAUAACUAUAGCACCAACACGGCAAAUAUCAAGCGGUUCGUAUUUCCAGCGCGCACGAACCUAACUUACCUGCGCGCUUCGGCCCGUCGUCGUCGUCGUUAAACUCUGUCGAAACACGACGAUCGAAGAAGAAGCUCGUACUUACGGCCGUUUGCUUCAACGAAAGGAUGCCGUCGUGAAAGUUGACAUUCCACAGUCGGUGGCAAGGACGCGUGGAAAGGUAUUCGGAUAAACGGGAUAAUGAAGCCUGUCCAAUGGUUCAGGAAGUAAUUUUCUUCCCGCGCCAUCUUGAUCUGUCGACAAAUCACGAUGACAGGUGGAGAACGCGAUCGUUGAUCGUCGUCGGCUGGAAGUGAUCGACAGAGAUCGUAGUACGAGCGCGUGUAGAUAAGGACGUGCGGGUGGUUCCCGCCGAAAGGUCUCCAGUCCACAGGUUAACGCGCGCGCGAGGAGACAGAAAAUCACGAGAGAGGCGAAUGGAGCAGCGGAGAGAAUCCGAGGCGCUUUUAUUUUUAGCCAACGCCGGUUCGCGCAUCGCAAAAACCGGUUUCCGAGUCUCUACGCUGGGGCCGAGCCACGAGGUAAAGUGCGUAUACUAUAUGUAUACGAGGACGGAAAGGGUUUCGAGCUGAAAGGGGGAGGAAGCAAGAGGAAAAGACACGCGAUAUAAAGGUGGAGUAAUGGAGUCUGUCUUUCUCUAUGUCAGCCGAGAAAGGAAGAAAGAGUGACACGGAACGUGGAAUUCUACUCUUUCUUCUCCCACUUUGGAACUAUCGAUUGCGUGCAUGCACGCGCCUCUGUCCGUACCUCGACGUGCUACGUGACAUCACACCGAGAGUGUGUAAGAUUCGAUCAACGACGAGUGAGUCGACGACGAGAUGCCCGUCGCCGAUGUAAUUAGCCGGCCUUGGUCACAUGUGCGCGAACACCGGUACUUGGUCGUAACAGUAAUUCGCGUUCCGGACCGAUCGUACAACGACGAGGACGACGACGACGACGACGACGACGCCGCCGCCGCAACAGCAGCAGUGUGAACGAAACCGGUGUGAACAAAACGGAAAGUGGAGCCGAUUAAACGGUACUGAAGGUAGGGAAAAAAGUAUUGGAUUGUUGCGUGGCACACGAGAACGAAGAAGACACGAAACGAAACGGCAUGAAGAAUGGCAACCGAUUCAAGCAACCGUCAAGGUGUAAGGGCGGUCGCGACGACGACGACCGAUCCGCAGCGAAGCGAAAAGCGCGCCGUCGCGGCGCGAGGCGCCGCUGGUGCUCUGGCCCUCAGUAUUCUGGCCGUGGUCCUCCAAUCGGCAGCCACCGCGACCCCCACUUGGGGAUAUUUCACGAAUCCUGACGCUGGUUCGGCGGCUGAGAAAGGAUACUUUGGUCCGUGGAGGCAGUGCAAGCUUCUACUGUAUGGUAGGGAAAGAUGCGGCCAAGGGGUUUCCAGGUUUCAGCCAGUGUUGGCUGUGUGGGUAGCAGGAUUAGCCGCAGCGACUGCCUCUGCCCUUUUGGCGAUCUUGGUCGGUCUCGCCGUGUUGCAGCUCGCAAUGGCUUCCUCGGCGAAACGAGUUAUUAUCUCGUACAGCACCGCUCUGAUAGGGAAAGUGGCCCUCGCAACACUAGCCACAUCAUUGGCUAUCGUAGCAGCGAGUCUAUUCGCCCUGCAGACCGAUGACAGAGCCAGCAGCUUCGUUAUCACAAGGGGAGAGGCGUUUUACAUGCAGUUAGCUGCUAUCGCGCUGAACUUUGGCGUACUGGUCGCGGCGGUGUACGAGGGUAUUUACGCUCGACGAGGCGGCGACCCAACCAAGAUUAGGGUUGUCCACGAUCCUCGUGCAGCCACCAUAAAUAAUCCAGGCUACCGGGAACAUCGACCCACGAACGGUGGGAGUAUAUCGAUGACCGACGCUAGCGGCAAACCUUACGUUGGCGGUGCCGGAAACGGUUCGAUGGCGUCGGUGGCUACUUCCGGAAGUGUAACGAGCACGGCUUCGCCACUUCGUAGCUCGCUGAAGAAGCCGAAACCGCUCGGUAUCCACAAUCCCGGUUUCUCGGCGCACAGCCCGACCCUCUCGAGGAACGGUUCCCAGAAGAAGGUGCGAAUUCAGACGCACUCUACCGAGGUUUAAAGCAUUUCACGCAUCGAAUUCGUCCACGAAACAUUCCUAAUGAUAGGGGAACCGCGGUUGCGAACCGUGCGACAACUGAUAUUUUUAUUACAAGAGCGAUCAUAUAAAAAAAAACAAACAUAUAUUACUAAUUUUGUGAUACGAAUUAAAAGCAAUCGCGAGACAUAUCAAAGAGAAACGUCGGAUCGAUCAGAAUCGAUGAUUUCAAUCCUCUGUAACAAAUAUUUUAUUCAUUUAUCUCCGGAGUAAUCAGGAGCAAACAGAAUCUUCAACCAGUAGACGAGAGUGUAAGUGAAAACAUACGUUGUAGAGGGUGGAUUGAUUCCUGCAUUUCACAGCGAUGAAUCCUCGAUUCGAAAAGGGCGAGCACCGAGUGCGAGACUGUUUCCCGAGCGCGGAAGUUUUCCAAUGAUCGCUCGGUUCGUUCAAUUAUUAGAGAACUUCCGGCUGGAAGAGAAACGUUUCGUUCUGUCGAGGACGAGGAUCGAGGAAACAAUCUUGCAGAUUAAAAAGUUCUAACGGAAAGAGAUGAUGAUGGUCUUAUCGCGUGAUGGAAGGACGACCUAGGAAAUGAGCCUCGUUGAUCCAAGUGAUCGAAGAAUCGGGAUGGGAAAUUGCUCUCGGCGUCCAUUCUCCUCGUGUGACGUCUUGGAGCGAAACGGAGCAUCGUAACCUUCGGUACAAGACGACUCCGUACGCCGAUAUUUAUGACUGACGUGACAAUACUGAUUCGGAAAGGACCCUGGGAGUUACGAUCCACCCCCGCGGAGUCCCGUCAACGUUGAUCGACUCGAUAUAAACUUUCUUUCGUCUCGUGUGUUCGUGAUUCCAGUUUUAUUUUAUCCGCUCGCGUUCUCGGUCCUCGGUCUGAACACUGUCAACGCACUGUCAUAAAAGAGUUAUCAAGGCGAAAUUGUAAUUUAUCGAGGAUUCUAUUUUGUAGUCAUAAUCGAGUUUAAAUCGGACGAUGGAAAACGUUAAAAACGUGUCCUCGCAUUCCGAGGAGGAAGAUGCUGCCGAAUUUAGAGGUCUCGAGAUCGGUCCAGAGGAUCGAGAGAGCCAGCCUGUCGUGUUCGGUGAGAUAACAAACGGAUCCCAGCGGAUCCAGCCGUGAACCAAAAGAAAUAUUAACCCUUUGCGGUCUGGUCGCUUUAAGUGAUUAACUCGCAGAAUCAUUUACUUGACCGAGGUAAUUUUUUUAACUACUUAUGUUAUUGUCUCGCUUCUUCGAACAUAUUUUGUUUGAUUAUCGAUGGUUUUUCAUACGGCCAGUAUUUUUAAGAAGUUGACAGAAUCUCUGUCGUGUUCCAAAUGUGUGUGACUGUAAAUUUCUACACGUCGAAGCUAGCAAACGUGCAUUGACUCUAACAUGCUCUCACAUUAAGACCGCAAAAGAUUAACGUGAUCACGUUGAACGACGAACAGCCAAUGUCAAACAGCAGACGUAUUAUACAAUCAGUAAAACGUAAUCGAUUAACCAAGAUUAACGUGUCGGUAAAUAGGUGGGUAACGUGAAACGAUGAAGCGGAAAUUAAAUAGCGCCAACAUAAUCAACGCCGCCCACUGUUUGGUAUUUAAUUAUACGCGAGACUCGUACUCGGAGUCUAAUUGAAACGAUGCAACAACCGCUGUUGGUAUGCAAAUUUCAUUUGGAACGUCGAAACCAUUUUUACUCAUCGUCGUCGUUCAACUGUUUGGUCUGACAUUACGGUUGGAGCCGUUAAGGGUAUUAAGUACUAGGCUGUUGACAGAUCAAAACUGUUUGUUAACUAUCGUUUCUUUUCGAUGCAGGAUUGAAGCUUCGCCGACGAUCUAGCAAAAAUUAUUACGUAUAGAGUUAAUCUCGUAAAUAGUGAAAUAAUUGCUGGAACGCACCAAACGAUUUUUUACGUACAACUUUCCUUAAGUAUUCUUUAUUUUAUAUGGUUAUUAAAACUACACUGUUAGGUAUGUAAGAUAUUUAUCUGGAUAAUAUAUUUAUUACAGAGAUAUGGAAUACUUAAUGAACACUAUGUUUUCACUAAAUUCACCAACCGUGUACGGUUGAAAGAUAUUGAAAUCGACUUUCAGAUUAGUUUUCUAACCUUUUCAUCAGAUUCCUCUCAGAGUGUCUCAAUAAUUCUUGAAUAUGAAUGUACUCUGGUAUCGAUGACGUGUUAUAUCGUUUUUCCUCAUAUUCAAAGAAAAACGAACCAGAGAACGUAUUUUCUGGUUGUUGUUUCAUUUUCUUAAACAAUUCGAUGAAAAUAGUUUUGCUACAUCGGAAGGUAUGUAAAUUAUGAUGAUAUAUUUGUAAAAAAAAAAAAAAAAAAUCGGUAAAUGGUGCGUUUCAGUAAUAAAAUGCGUCGUGAAGUCGCAGGAUACGUGAUACGUUUUCUUCUUUCUAUUACUUACUCCCUCCAAUUCUCCGUCCUUACUUUUUCCGUAAAUAUAUUUCUUAUCUUUUUUUGUUCUUCGUACAUUCGUUUUGAUCGUCGCGUUAUAGAUUUAACGUUCCGUUUCCUCGUCCCGGGGAGCGUAUAUUAUAAAUAAAUUUACUUACUGCGUCGCAUCCGUCCAGCCCUGCGUAGGCAGCUAGCCGUAAAACGGCAACAGUUAUAUAUACAAAUAUAAAUAUAUAAAUAUAUUUAUAUUUUUUAGCGAUUGUUUUAAUAUAUUAUAUAUAUAAAUAUGCGAAAGAAAUUUAUAUAUAAAUAUAAAUAUGUAUAUGUUGCGCGGUGUUCUCGAGAUCUGUUUCGCUCGUGAUUGAUCAUGAGUGGAACAAACACGUUUUACUCGUUAGAGCUGAUUAAUUAUUAUUAUUAUUAUUAUUAUUAUUAUUAUUAUUAUUAUUAUUAUUAUUAUUAUUAUUAUUAAUAUUAUUUUUUAUUAUCGUUACUGUUGGUGUCGUGACACUAUCUUUUUCUAAAGGAAAUUUCUUACGUUUCUCAUUGUUUUGUCCAUAACAUUUUAGGAUCUGCUUCGACGUCAAGUCGACGGUCUUCUUUAGUAUCUUUCUUUAAAUUCUUUUCUUUUUAUCUGUAGGGUUAUCGUGCGUGGAUAGUUGUCGAUGCUUAUAUUUAUUUAAACUGAAGUUUAACUGAUGGUUUGAAAUUAUUUUUCUCAUUCUCUUUUAACGAAUUCGUUGCAAAAUUUUUUCUCGGACCUUUCCUUUUCCGAUUUUAUCAUUUAUUUUAUCGAUUUGCAUCAUACUAUCGAUUAAUCAUAAAUUUAUCCGUACUAUGGCUGAAUUAUAUUUCCCCGUUUGGAAUUUAUCGUAUCGAUCAUUUAGGUACUCAUACACGUGGAUGUUAAUUUGUACCGUUACCUGUUUUCCGUCGAAACAAAUUGCACGAGAUGUACCUUACAAAUCUGCGCAAGAAUUAUUUCGACAACCGCAUCGAAAAAAGAGUAACUUGUAAUUCUCUCAACGGUCAUUUCCAAUGACUUCCGAUCAUUGUAACAAAUGUUCAUCAGUAAUAAAUGUUCUUCUCAUAAAUAUAUGUCUUUAAAGUGUUCAGUAUUAAAAAUUUCGAAGGUUAACAGUUAUUUUAUCAUUGAUAUUUAAUACGUUGUUAAAAAAAUUAUAACAGAGGAAAGAACCAGCAGAGUUUUAUGGAUUUAGAAAAAGCGCUUGUGCGACAUCCGACUGCGACUGCCUUUCAGGAACACGAUAAGAAGUGAGAUUGAUGGGCAGCUUUCAUAACGUGAGGGGAGAACAUUAUCGGAACUAUAAUAUGAAAGUCCGUGUUCCACUUUUUGCACUUUUUUGCUACUCGUUAAAACGAGUAAGACGAUCGUCUUACUUCGUGGUGUGAAUUACGAUAUGCGUCUGGAUAAAUUUUGUAAUGACCAGUAUGAUCUUUGAAAUGUGAAGUGUGAAGAGUGUACGUGAGCAUAUCGAUAAUAAAGGAAUGUCUAUGAUUUA